AUUAAAAUGAAAAUUGUGGGAAUCUUGGCAUAUCAUCAGGGCCAUAGAGGAUCACAUACCCUAACAAACGUAUCUGCUUCUUUAAUCCUUCACUGCCAUUUGCCACCUUACUCCUACAAGCUUCAACUAAUUUUUUGAACCAUGUUUCCUUUACAUCAAGGCAAUGAAAUGUGCUUCCAGAUUUCUUCUAAUCCUCCCCACAAAAUCCCACAAGGUCUGAUUCUCUCCCACCCUGCACUCUAUGGCAGUGAUGUGACAGAUGACUUGGGAAAUAGUCGGCGGCGAAAGUCGAUUUCUCGGGACAGUGGUGAGACUGCUAGGAAUAAAGAUAGUGAUAAGAAGAAGUUGUUGCAUAGGGAUAUUGAACGCCAAAGAAGGCAAGAAAUGGCUACCCUUUAUGCAUCCCUUCGAUCUUUACUCCCUCUUGAAUAUAUCAAGGGAAAGCGUUCGAUAUCUGAUCACAUGAACGAGGCUGUGAACUAUAUAAAGCACCUGCAGAAGAGGAUCAAAAAACUGGAUGCCAAGAGAGAUGAGUUAAAGCAGCAGAGUUAUUUGAGAGAGAUUCCCCUACAAAGUGGAAGUUCAAGUAACUAUUCCCCAAGUACGGGAGUCAUAAUCCGGCCUCGUUUGGGUGGCAUUGAGAUUGUGUUCAGCAGUGGCUUUAGGGAGCAAGGUUUGACCCUAUCAAGAGUACUGCAACUACUUGAAUCUGAACUUUCUGUAGUUAACUGUGUUUCCACAAAAGUGAAUGAAAGGGUAUUUCACGCUGUCCAGGCUGAGGUGAAAGAUCCAACUUGCUUUAAUCUAUCCGAGCUGCAGCAGAAAUUAAACCCACUUGUCCCUUCAUCUUAGUCAUGUUUAUUCAAAUUGCUAUGUUCGUGAUUGUUGAGGACUCCAUUUCUGCACUGUACAUUUCUAACUUUUGAUCCAAACACCUAACUUGGUUUUAAUUGCUGAAUUAACAUGUUGACUUGAUUUUGAUGAAUAAGCUGAAGCCAUAGAUACUCUGUCCUUAUGGUUUGGUUAUGUUUUUGAUAAAUUUUGUGGAUAAUGGCAUUCAAAUUUCUUCUUUUGCAUUUUCGGAAGAUUUUUACUUAGUAGUUAUCUUCUAAAACAUUUUGAGAAAUAUGAGGUUAGUUCAGAAAUUCUCUUUAAUUGAGCCUUAUGCGUGGCAUAAUAUGCAUGUAUAUUGAAUGUUUAAUUAGGACCUGAGCUCUCCCUCGUUUUCAGUUGUAAUUUGUAUGAUUUAGCUAUUUAAACGGUUUCACAUAUUGUGUGUAUAUUGAUCAUUGAUUGCUGCAUUAUUACUUGAAAGAAACUUUUGUCAGCAAAACAUUAAUUUCAAAUGUUUUUAGGGAUAUAUAUACAGAAACUAGUACAAAGAAAUAGGCAUACAAUAAUAUGAAGAUUCAUUGAAAAUUAUAAGAUAAGCUGCUACCAUAGUAAAUAUUUAUUCCUCUCUUAUGCAUGUUGUAGGUUAAAAUACAAUUGCAGUAUCUUUAGCCAAAAUGUGGGCUGAUCAAAUUAUUUAAGAGAAUAUGUAUAUAAAUAUAUAGGUGCCUUCUAUGGUUACUUCUACUUUGUUCUUUUAACCAUUAGAUUACAACAUAUUAAUUCAUCUAAUUGUGGUUGUUUAUGCAGUAACAUUUACUUUGACAAAAAUAAAGCAAUUAACCAUGUAGGAUCUCCCACACACACUUAUAUAUAUUUUCCUUUUAUUAUUUCCUCAACUAUAAGAGAAUGUAAUUUGCAUUAUUAUACAUAUAUAUGGUUUUGUUAAAAUAACUGUUCUGCAUACUCUUGUGUGAUUGUUUUAAUUUGUUUGUUUUUUGAGCCUUUGCUCUCCUAUUGUGAAAAAAAAAUUAUAGAGAAAGGAAAAACCACUACUAUUUCCAAAGAUUUUUCAAGUCUAAUUAUAGAGCUUGUUUCCAUAUGUAACUAAUGAUAAGUAUUUUACUUUUGUAGUUGCAUUAAUUCAUGGUAACAUCGUGCCUUCAAUUCUUUUUUUUUUGGGUAAUGAAAUAUAUUUGUGUUAUUAUAACACUUUUUUUUGGGAUUGUGUUCUUAUUAACUUUGAUCCUUCAUGUGUACAUAUUUUGCAUACUUGCAUGAAUUUGUUUGCCAUUUAUAUAUGUUGUUAGCUAAAUGAUAUUGAACUUGCAUAUUGAUUUUAUGGAACUUAGUUUUCCCACGUGUAUAUGGUGGUUUGGCAUGUCGGCAAGUGAGUGAUCUCCCAAAUGCUGAGGGGUUAAUUGUCUAAAAAAUUGGGCGUGCCAACAACCGGCAGAAUGAGGUAUGCGAUCCAAGGUUUAUGCGUUGUACUGAAACCUUCCAGCUAUGUAGAUAUGGCCAACUCACAAUAGUCCCAAUCCAUUAUCCGGUAGGAUUUGAUGCCAGCUUGUGAAAAUCUGCACAUAUAUGUUGAUAAUAUCCACCACCUUUAAAGAACUUGGCAGUGAUGAUGGGUCCACGUGCUAAAUGCAAACCCCAGCCCUACAAUAUAUGUGCAUUAUUGAUAUUCAGAUGCAGCAUGAUUGAGACAUCUUUGUCUUUGUUAUGCUCCAUAUACAGAUAAUAAACAUCUUCUGUUCUUCAUCUUAGUACGUGACCUUUCGGAUGACGUACAUACAGUGUGGUUUUAGGAAUAAUUAAGCUAGCUGGUUGGUGACUUUUUCUCUAUCAUGCGGCUGCUUAAUCAUUUGUGAUCGUUAGGUGUGAAUGCGUCGAUCUCUUAGGAAAGCCUUGAUGCAUAGGCGACAGCCUUCUUACCCAUGUUGUGCUUCUGGUGGAAGUGUACACAUAUUCAGGAUUAGCUUAUAACUCCUUAAACUGGGUAGAAGAAUAACUUUACUUCCAAUACUUCUUCGUUUUAUUAAUUAAGCUUUUGAUUAAAGUCAUUGUGGAAUCUUCGAGCUGGAAGGUAAAAGAUUCUUUUUUGUAGUGCUCUUCUUCACAUCUUUGAUGGAAAUUCCAAUUUUAGAUCAUGGCAUAUUCUUAUCCAUAUUUACCUUUUGAUAAGUGGUGUAUGGGACACUUGAGAUCU
Molecule: messenger RNA, 3043 nt
Organism: Hevea brasiliensis (rubber tree)
Lineage: Eukaryota; Viridiplantae; Streptophyta; Magnoliopsida; Malpighiales; Euphorbiaceae
Product: transcription factor bHLH120
Exons: 3
Coding region: 142-852 (236 amino acids)
Biological process (GO): regulation of transcription by RNA polymerase II
Cellular component (GO): RNA polymerase II transcription regulator complex
Molecular function (GO): protein dimerization activity; RNA polymerase II transcription regulatory region sequence-specific DNA binding; DNA-binding transcription factor activity, RNA polymerase II-specific
Source: RefSeq, a predicted model, not a curated record